Messenger RNA from Pipistrellus nathusii (Nathusius's pipistrelle), 426 nucleotides. Lineage: Eukaryota; Metazoa; Chordata; Mammalia; Chiroptera; Vespertilionidae. The record is from the annotation of a GenBank genome assembly.
AUGGCCAACAUGGCGGACAUUAAAACUCCACUGUGCGCUCUUCAGCCAACCCCAGCCAUUCCCCACACUGCAUCGCGCAGCGGCGCGGGCACGCGGGGGGGGGGGGGGGCGCGGGCUCGAACGGGCGCCGGCCCGGAGCGCGCGUCCCGUCAACCCCCGGCGCCCGCCGGCCGCGCCCGGCUGCUCGCGGCCCCCGCCCUGCGCGGCGAGGAGGCGGCGGGGCCGGCGGGGUCCGGGCGCUCGGACGCCGGGGCCCAGAGCCCGGCCGCCGCUCGCCGUCCGCACGCGCUCCCUCCCUCCGGCCCGCUCCCUCCCGCGCCGUCGGCAGCCCCCGCCCGGCCGGCGCGAGGGGCGGUGGGUCCCGAGCGGCGCUCGCGGGGCAACUGGUGGGUGAGGCCUCGUUAUCAUUACGCGUUAGGUCUUUGA